Molecule: messenger RNA, 204 nt
Organism: Trichoderma gamsii
Lineage: Eukaryota; Fungi; Ascomycota; Sordariomycetes; Hypocreales; Hypocreaceae
Exons: 3
Coding region: 1-204 (67 amino acids)
Source: RefSeq, a predicted model, not a curated record
AUGUCUUCUCCUCAGCCCCAGAUGGUCGCCCAGCAGAUGACUGCCGAGGCCCCGGCGCGAGUUAGCUCCGAGCAGCCGCGUCCCGUUGAGCCUAUGAGCGUGGAGGGAGAGGCUCCCAACAUGCGUGGUGGUGGUGAGGGUGAAAUCUGCUGCGGUAUCUGCGCCGGUAUCGCCUGCUUCGAGUGCUGCGAAUGCUGCUGUUAA